Messenger RNA from Psilocybe cubensis, 852 nucleotides. RefSeq lists its product as uncharacterized. NCBI's taxonomy places the organism in Eukaryota, Fungi, Basidiomycota, Agaricomycetes, Agaricales, Agrocybaceae. The record is from RefSeq and is a predicted model, not a curated record. Gene Ontology annotation, cellular component: cytoskeleton. Gene Ontology annotation, molecular function: actin filament binding. The coding region runs from base 1 to 852 and encodes 283 amino acids. The transcript is spliced from 8 exons.
AUGUCAGCGACUACCAGCACCAGCGACAAUGCUCGUCACGCACUCGAAAUGGAAUCCGAACUUAUGCGUCGCUUUCCCGUACCACCGACAUUUGAAUCCAAGCUUGAGGAGCGGGACUACUUGAAAUUCCGACUCGCCCAAGCGUUUCGCAUCUUUGGUAAUCUGGGAUAUAAUGAGGGUGUCGCCGGCCAUAUCACUGUGCGGGACCCAAUAAAGCCCGAUUGUUUCUGGGUCAAUCCAUUUGGAUUGCACUUCAGUUUAAUCCAACCAUCGGAUUUACUUCUGGUGGAUCAUCAAGGCAAAAUCCUCGACGAAUCAGGACCAAGGAGGAUUCUGAACGUGGCGGCCUACAUGAUCCAUUCGACUUUACAUGCUGCGCGGCCCGAUGUUUUAUGUGCGGCCCACACACAUUCCAUCCAUGGGAAAGCUUUUUCUACUCUGGGAAUCCCACUUGAUAUGCUGACCCAGGACACAUGCGCAUUUCAUGACGAUCACGUCGUCUAUACUCAGUUCAAGGGUGUAGUUUUGGACCUUGAGGAAGGCAAGGCCAUAGCGGCGGCCCUUGGAAGCAAGAAGGCCGCAAUAUUGCAAAACCAUGGAAUUCUAGUUGCGACGGAUUCUAUUGAAGCAACAGUUUUCUUUUUCAUCGCUUUAGAAAAGGCGUGUCAAGUCCAACUUUUAGCCGACGCCGCUGCUGGUGGAACAGGCAGAGCUACUGUCAAAAUUGCUCCUGAUGAUGCUCUCAAUACCUACAAGAAAAAUGGCACUCUUCGAGUUGGAUGGUUCCAAGGCCUCCCUGAAUUUCAGCUCUUGGAAGCUCGUGAAGGCAAAACUUUCAACUCCACGAAAUAA